Messenger RNA from Hypoxylon trugodes, 1104 nucleotides. RefSeq names its product NAD(P)-binding protein. Gene Ontology annotation, molecular function: oxidoreductase activity, acting on the CH-OH group of donors, NAD or NADP as acceptor. The record is from RefSeq and is a predicted model, not a curated record. The transcript is spliced from 2 exons. The coding region runs from base 1 to 1104 and encodes 367 amino acids. Lineage: Eukaryota; Fungi; Ascomycota; Sordariomycetes; Xylariales; Hypoxylaceae.
AUGUCGAGUCGUUCAGCGCUUCGCAUUACCCGAGCUGCUGCUCCCUUUUUCUACAGCACUCGCGCAUCUGCGCCCAUCUCCAGAACCUUCCCUGCCGCUCAGCGAGCAUUUAGCCAAUCCGUCAUCCGCCCUAAGAGCGACGUCGUUCGCGAGACCGAAGUUCCCGUAUCGGUCUAUUCUCCAGACUCGAAGGGCACUGCUGGAUCUACGAGCGACCACUUCAGCAUUCCCGUAAACCGAGACGAUGCUAAGCCGAAGCCUUUCCCUCCCCCAGAGGAGACCGAGGUGGAGCCCCUCACUCGCAGUGUUUACCGCCAAUUGCCUCCCACGAUGCAGAAGAUGAGCAUAAUGGACAAAGUUGUGAUUAUCACUGGUGGUGCUCGAGGUCUCGGAAACCACAUGGCCCGCGCCUGCGCCGAGGCCGGUGCUAAGGCCCUAGUAAUCUUCGAUGCGAACCAAGAACUCGGUGACGAGGCCGCCGCUGAGUUACACCAAAAGACCCAACUGCCUGUUUCCUUCUUCAAGGUUGACGUUCGUGACGGCGCUGCCAUCAACGCUGCCGUAGACUCCGUUGUCGAGACCUACGGCGCCCCCGAUGUCCUAAUCAACAGUGCUGGUAUCGCCGACUCCAACAUUAAAGCCGAGACUUACGACCCAGCCAUGUUCCGUCGCUUGAUUGACAUCAACUUGACUGGUUCGUUCCUCAUGAGCCAGGCUGUUGGACGCUCGAUGAUGGCUGCCGGAAAGCCCGGUUCUAUCGUUCUUGUUGCCAGCAUGAGCGGUAGCAUUGUCAACUACCCCCAGGAGCAAUCCUGCUACAACGCUUCCAAGGCUGGUGUUAUCCAAUUCGGCAAGUCUCUCGCCGCUGAGUGGGCCAAGUUUAACAUCCGCGUCAACUGCAUUUCGCCCGGUUACAUGGACACUGCGCUGAACCGUGUUCCCGCCCUCGAGGCCCAGAAGAAGAUCUGGCGCUCUUUGACCCCCCAGGCUCGCCUUGGUAACGUUGAUGAGCUCAACGGGCUUUGCGUCUUCCUUGCCAGCGACGCCAGCAGCUUCAUGACUGGUGCCAAUGUAGCCAUCGACGGUGGCUACACUUGCUACUAA